AUGGAGUUCCUGUCCGAACUUAGUGCGCCGUCCGUCGCAAUGGCGUCCGCCCUCACGGCGGCGGCCGGCGCGUACUUGAACGCCAAAUAUUCCAUCUCGACAGAUCUAUCGACCCUCCGCAAUGAACGGGCGACAGCCGCUCGCGUGGCCGAGCGGGUUGCAAAGCUGCGAGAAUCCGUUACCAUCUACAAAUUGCUCGAGCGGGUAGUUGACAAGGAAGGCCAUGGCGCACGGGACGCCUUAUGGUUUGAGAAGAAGACAUGGACCUAUAGUCAAUUGAAAGACCUUGUUGACCGAUUUGCUGCCUUUCUGCAGUCGAGAGGUGUGAAGUCGGGUGAUACUAUUGGCGUCUUUACCACGAAUUCUCCGGAAAUGGUUGUAACGGUAUACGCCCUGUCGAAGCUGGGUGCUGUUUCUGCUCUGAUCAACACGAGUCUACGAGACGAUACCUUUCUCCAUUGCCUUGGAGUCUCGAAGGCUACUAUGAUCAUCUCUACUCCCGACCUGUCGGAAUUUGUCUGCUCCGAUAUUCCCCAUGUGGCUUUCAACCUGUCGUCUUUUGACGGCGUAUCGACGGGUCCGGUAGAGCUGAUCACUGUCGCAGAGCUUCAGCAGUACUCUCCCUCUGGAUUGUCGGCUGCCAAGCGAGGUCCCGGUGACCUGGCGGCCCUUAUCUAUACGUCUGGAACUACGGGAAAGCCCAAAGCAUGUGGAGUACGGAACAUGCUGACUAUCAUCACUUCCACUCCGCUGCAAUCGGAUGUCAACAAUCCCUCGAAAUACUUGCCCCUGCGCACCUAUUGUGCCCUUCCGCUUUUCCACGGCACCGCCUUCUUCAUUGGUCUCUGCGCGUCUGUCGGCUCUGCAGGCACUUUGUGUCUGCGCCGUAAGUUCUCGGCUUCAAACUUCUGGAAAGAUGUGCACGAGUCGAAGGCCACUCGCGUUCUCUACAUUGGUGAACUUUGCAGAUACCUUCUGGCGACACCUCCCUCCCGGUACGACAAGGACCACCAGUGCCUUGUGGCUACCGGCAACGGUUUGCGUGCGGAGAUCUGGGACAAAUUCCGGGAGAGAUUUGGUGUCCCUGAGAUUCGAGAGUUCUACCGGUCCACCGAGGGCGUCGCCAAGUUCGACAACCACGGCGUGGGAUCAUGGGGUGCCGGAAAGAUUGGCUUCGGCGGGCCGAUCCGGCGAUUCCUCGAGGAUGAUAAUCUCAUUGUGAAGUAUGAUCCCGAAACGGAGAUGCCUUACCGCGAUCCCGUCACCGGCUUCUGCGUCAAAGCCAAGAUUGGCGAAGAAGGCGAGGCGAUUGGACGUGUUCGCAACCGUGACUUCUUGGUCGAAUACGUCGGAAACAACGAAGCCACCGAAGGGAAGCUUUUGCGCAAUGUCUUCCAGAAAGGCGAUCUUUUCCAGCGCACCGGAGACCUUGUCGUCCAGGACGCAGAUGGCUGGAUCAAGUUCCAAGACCGCGUUGGAGACACUUUCCGCUGGAAGGGUGAGAACGUCAGUGCGGGUGAGGUUCGGGACCACAUCUGCUCACUCCCGGCGGUCCAUGAUGCCGUAGUGUACGGUGUGAAAUUGAACGGGUAUGAUGGCCAAGCUGGUGCCGCUGGCAUCACUCUCGAGGACCCCUCUGCCGAGGGUGAAUUCAUGGCUAAGCUUUACCGCGAGUUGAGGAAGAAGGGAGUUCCCACCUAUGCUGUCCCCCGACUUGUUCGGUUGACCGAGAAGGUGGCUACGGGAGUUACUUUUAAGCAAGCUAAGGGCGAGUUGACCAAGAAGGGCUGGGAUCCACGGGUCGAUUGGAAUGGGGACAAGCUGUACUGGCUCAAUGACACGAAGUAUGAGAAGCUCGGCGAACAGAGCUGGUCGUCAAUCGAAGCUGGUACUGCCAAGCUACACUACAUUGUUAACGAGCACCAGUAA
Aspergillus terreus NIH2624 is the source of this 1929-nucleotide messenger RNA. RefSeq names its product putative bifunctional fatty acid transporter/acyl-CoA synthetase (FAT1). Gene Ontology annotation, molecular function: long-chain fatty acid transmembrane transporter activity; long-chain fatty acid-CoA ligase activity. The record is from RefSeq and is a predicted model, not a curated record. Lineage: Eukaryota; Fungi; Ascomycota; Eurotiomycetes; Eurotiales; Aspergillaceae. Bases 1 to 1929 code for a protein of 642 amino acids. The transcript is spliced from 7 exons.